AUGGGUAUAAAAGAUAAUUUAGCCAAAAUUGGUGUAACUAAGAAAGAAAUUUAUCGUGGUUCAUCUGCAAAUUUAAGUUUGGCAAUUUCAAAUUCAAAAAUAGUUGAAGUUAAUGAAAAAAAUGGAAAAAUUUUAUCAAGAGAAAAUUCAAGAGAUACUGCUGAAACAUUUAAACCUGAGACUUUGGAAAGAGGAUUAAAAUCAAGACAUGCUCAAUUAAUUGCAAUUGGAGGUGCUAUUGGUACUGGUCUUUUUGUUGGUUCAAGUAUCACUUUAACUACUUGUGGUCCUGCUAGUUUAUUUUUAUCUUUUAUUUUACUUGGAUCAGUUGUUUAUUUUGUCACUACACAGCUUCUUGCAAUGACUGUUUUUUUACCUUUACCAGGUAAUGGACCUUUGGCUUUUAUUAAUGAUUUUUUAUCACCAAGUUUCGGAUUUUGUCUUGGAUUCAAUUAUUUUUAUGCAUUUGCAAUACUAGUUGCUGCAGAAGUAAGUGUUUGUUCGUUGAUUGUUGGUUAUUGGAAUGACAAGAUUUCUCCUGCCGUCUGGAUCACUAUCUUCCUUGCUGUAAUUAUUUUUUCGAAUUUUUCACCAGUUCAUUAUUUUGGUGAAAUGGAAUUUGUGGCUGCUUCAAUUAAAUUGAUAGCAUUAACAGGAUUAAUAAUUUUGAGUAUAGUUCUAUUCUUUGGCGGGGGUCCAAAUCAGCAUGGAGUAUUGGGUUUUAGAUAUUGGAAACAUUCUCCAUUUAAAGAACAUUUAACUAAAGGUUCAACAGGAAGGUUUUUAGGUUUAUGGACCGCUAUUAUUAAAUCAGGGUUUGCUUAUAUUACUAGUCCCGAAUUACUUUCAACUACUGCUGGAGAAACUGUUGAUCCAAGAAGAAAUGGUAUAAAAGCUGCUCGUCGUUUCAUUUUUAGAUUAGUGUUUUUCUAUGGAGCUGGAUCAUUAGCUAUUGGAUGCAUAGUUAGUUCAACAGAUAAACAUUUAUUUGGUGGUGCAUCAGAUGCAAGUGGUUCACCAUUUGUCGUUGCAAUUAAAAAUGCAGGUAUUCCCGUGCUUGAUCACAUUAUAAAUGCUGUUAUUUUAACUUCAGCUUUAUCUGCAGGUAAUUCAUUCCUUUAUUCAGCAUCAAGAACAUUGUUUUCAAUGGCACAACGUGGUAAAGCACCUAGAUUUUUCAGUAAUGUCAAUAGAUUUGGUGUUCCAUAUUAUUCAGUUGGUGCAGCAUCACUUUUUGGAUUUUUAGCCUAUUUAAAUGUAUCAUCUACAUCUGCUAAUGUAUUUAAUUGGUUAUCAAAUAUAUCAACCAUAUCAGGAUUUAUUGGAUGGAUUGCUAUUUCUUUUGCUUUCCUUAGAUGGAGAAAAGCUAUUGCGUUCCAUGGUCUCACUGAUAGAAUUCCAUAUAAACCAUUUGGUCAACCUUUUGGUGCUUGGUAUGUUAUAGUCUUCAUGUCAUUAAUAACAAUUACAAAUGGUUAUGCUGUCUUCUUUGAUUUUAACGGAGCUGAUUUUGUUGCUGCUUAUAUCACUUUACCAAUUCUUGUUGUUUUAUAUUGUGGACAUCUUAUUUACUCAAAAUUAAAAAAUCAUAGUAUAGCCUUUUUAACACCAAUAGAGGAUAUUGAUUUGGUAACUAAUCUAGAUUUGAUCGAAGAGGAAGAACAAAAUUACGAAGUUCGUGAGCCUAAAAACUUUUUACAAAAACUUUGGUACUGGAUAGCUUAG
This is a messenger RNA of Lodderomyces pseudojiufengensis, 1725 nucleotides long. RefSeq lists its product as uncharacterized. Gene Ontology annotation, biological process: amino acid transmembrane transport. Bases 1 to 1725 code for a protein of 574 amino acids. The transcript has a single exon. The record is from RefSeq and is a predicted model, not a curated record. Gene Ontology annotation, molecular function: amino acid transmembrane transporter activity. Gene Ontology annotation, cellular component: membrane. Lineage: Eukaryota; Fungi; Ascomycota; Pichiomycetes; Serinales; Debaryomycetaceae.